AUGUGUGGAAUUUUCGGAUAUAUCAACUAUCUCAUUGAGAAAGAUCGUGCCUACAUUAUUCAGACUUUGGUCAAUGGCCUUUCAAGACUCGAGUACAGAGGCUACGACUCCGCAGACUUCGAUCUCUCCAAGACCUUCGACUCCCACGCUGGUAUCGCUCACACCAGAUGGGCCACCCACGGGCCCCCAUCUAGACUGAACUGCCAUCCUCACAGAUCUGAUCCUAGCUGGGAAUUCUCCGUUGUCCAUAAUGGCAUCAUCACCAACUAUAAGGAACUCAAGGCCCUCCUCGAAUCCAAGGGUUUCCGCUUCGAGACUGAGACAGAUACUGAGUGCAUAGCCAAGUUUGCCAAAUACCUCUACGACCUCCAUCCAGAUAUCGAUUUCACCGUUCUCGCAAAGGCCGUCGUCAAGGAGCUGCAAGGUGCUUUUGGUUUGCUGCUGAAAUCAGUGCAUUACCCCCACGAGGUUAUUGCCGCCCGUAAGGGUUCUCCUCUGGUUAUUGGUGUCCGCACCUCCAAGAAGAUGAAGGUUGACUUUGUCGAUGUCGAAUAUUCCGAGGACAGUGCGCUCCCUGCCGAGCAAGCUUCUCAAAAUGUCGCCCUUAAAAAAUCAGCGACUACCCUGCUGGCUCCUCCAGAUAAAUCCCUCCUACACCGUUCGCAAUCCCGUGCCUUCUUGUCUGACGAUGGAAUCCCCCAGCCUGCUGAAUUUUUCCUUUCCUCUGACCCAUCCGCCAUCGUCGAGCAUACCAAGAAGGUGCUCUACCUCGAAGAUGACGACAUUGCCCACAUCCACGAGGGCCAAUUGAACAUCCACCGCCUCACCAGGAAUGACAGCACCUCCAACGUCCGUGCCAUUCAGACCAUUGAGCUCGAACUCCAGGAGAUCAUGAAGGGAAACUUCGACCACUUCAUGCAAAAGGAAAUCUUCGAACAGCCCGAAUCAAUCGUCAACACCAUGCGCGGCCGUCUAGACGUUGCUAACAAGAAAGUCACAUUGGGUGGGCUAAGACAGUACAUCACUACCAUCCGCCGUUGCCGACGCAUCAUUUUCAUCGCAUGCGGCACCAGCUACCACUCCUGCAUGGCCGUCCGCGGCGUCUUCGAGGAGCUCACCGAAAUUCCCAUCGCCGUCGAGCUGGCCUCCGACUUCCUUGACAGACAGGCUCCUGUCUUCCGUGAUGAUACCUGCGUCUUCGUUUCCCAGUCCGGCGAAACAGCUGAUUCCCUCAUGGCGCUCCGAUACUGCCUCGAGCGAGGCGCGCUGACGGUCGGUAUCGUCAACGUUGUCGGCUCGUCCAUUUCCCUCCUCACACACUGCGGCGUGCACAUCAACGCUGGCCCCGAAAUUGGUGUCGCGUCCACAAAGGCCUAUACCUCGCAGUUUGUCGCAAUGGUAAUGUUUGCACUAUCUCUGAGUGAAGACCGGGCUUCCAAACAGAAACGGCGCGAGGAUAUCAUCGACGGCCUGUCUAAACUCUCCGAUCAGUUCCGAGAGAUUCUGAAACUGAGCGAGCCUAUCAAGGAAAUGUGUGCCAAGCUCUUCAAGAAUCAGAAGAGUUUAUUGCUGCUGGGUAGAGGAAGCCAAUACUCCACCGCCUUGGAGGGCGCCCUCAAAAUCAAAGAAAUCUCUUACCUCCACUGCGAGGCCGUCAUGUCGGGCGAACUCAAACACGGCGUCCUUGCUCUUGUCGACGAAAACCUACCUAUCAUCAUGAUUCUGACCCGCGACGGGAUCUUCAAGAAAUCCCUAAAUGCAUACCAGCAGAUCAUCGCCCGCCGUGGCCGCCCCAUCGUCAUCUGCAACGCAGGCGACGAAGAAUUCCCUGCCUCGGAAACCGAACGCAUCGAAGUACCAUCAAACGUGGAUUGUCUGCAGGGUCUACUGAACGUCAUCCCCCUGCAGCUGAUCGCGUAUUGGUUGGCUGUUGCGGAAGGGUUGAACGUGGAUUUCCCACGCAAUCUGGCCAAGUCCGUUACUGUUGAGUAG
This is a messenger RNA of Blastomyces dermatitidis ER-3, 1992 nucleotides long. RefSeq names its product glucosamine-fructose-6-phosphate aminotransferase. Gene Ontology annotation, biological process: fructose 6-phosphate metabolic process; protein N-linked glycosylation; UDP-N-acetylglucosamine metabolic process. The record is from RefSeq and is a predicted model, not a curated record. The coding region runs from base 1 to 1992 and encodes 663 amino acids. NCBI's taxonomy places the organism in Eukaryota, Fungi, Ascomycota, Eurotiomycetes, Onygenales, Ajellomycetaceae. Gene Ontology annotation, molecular function: L-glutamine:D-fructose-6-phosphate transaminase (isomerizing) activity; carbohydrate derivative binding. The transcript is spliced from 7 exons.